AUGUUGGAUCCCUUGCCGCCACCCCCGGCAUGGCUACGAAGCUUCAUAGAACCAUACGCCGUGUACUUGAACAGCCCAACGCUUUCCGAGCACAUCCAUGAGGUCAUAGGCGCCUUCAUAUUCUAUUCCGUCAUCCAUGCAAUCGUCUCGCCUUGGCUCUCGCCGAUCCUCUUCCCGCAGUCUUACAACGCCCUCAAACCUCGGACCAAGCUGAACUGGGACAUCCAUGUUGUCUCUUUCGUUCAGAGCGUGGUCAUCACGGUCUCCGCUUUGUGGGUUAUGUACUCUGACACCGAGCGCAGCGAGAUGUCCUCCGGCGAGCGGGUCUUCGCAUACACAGGUGCCUGCGGCCUGAUCCAGGCUCUUGCUGUUGGAUAUUUCGUUUACGAUUUGAUCGUCAGUGUCAUAUACGUGCGCAUGUUCGGUAUUGGUAUGCUUUUCCAUGCCAUCAGCGCUCUGUGGGUGUUCAGUCUCGGUUUUAGACCCUUCCUCAACUACUAUGCCCCGACAUUUAUCCUCUAUGAGCUUUCAAGCCCGUUCCUCAAUAUCCACUGGUUCCUCGACAAGCUCAACAUGACCGGCGGCCGCACCCAAUGGUACAACGGCAUAGCCCUACUCUCCACAUUCUUCGCAUGCCGCCUUGUCUGGGGAACAUGGCAAUCGGUGAUCGUCUACGGCGACAUGUGGAACGCGCUCCAGCACACCUGGAACGCAUCCUCGGCGCCGCUCUCCGAGCCCGUCAGCGUCAACGCUGCAGUCUUCUACCCCGCCCGCGACGGCAGCAUGUGCAUCAACGAGAACUGUGCUAGGGCUAAUGCCGAGAUCACCAGGUUCAAGGAUUUCACUGCGGCCGGCGUGCCGACUUGGCUGGUCGUCACUUACGUGGGAUCGAAUUUGAUUCUCAACCUCUUGAAUAUUAUUUGGUUCUCGAAGAUGGUUGAGACGGUUCGAAAGCGCUUUAGGCAACCUGAUGAGGAUGUGAAGGGGGAUGUUGCGCAUGAUGCUGUUCUUGAGGCUGUUGCGAAGCUCGAGAAGGAGGAGACUGCGGUAUUGCGGGGUGAUCUUUCCUCUCUGCAGGGGCAGGUUGCUUCGGGUGUGGAUUCUGGUGUUGCUGAUGAUUUGCGCAAGCGGAGGGCGGAACUUGUUGCGAAGGUUCCUUUGCCCGGUGCUUGA
This is a messenger RNA of Penicillium soppii, 1173 nucleotides long. Its product is annotated as TLC domain-containing protein. Lineage: Eukaryota; Fungi; Ascomycota; Eurotiomycetes; Eurotiales; Aspergillaceae. The record is from RefSeq and is a predicted model, not a curated record. Gene Ontology annotation, biological process: lipid homeostasis. The transcript has 2 exons. Gene Ontology annotation, cellular component: endoplasmic reticulum; membrane. The coding region runs from base 1 to 1173 and encodes 390 amino acids.